GAGUGUGAGGGAGUGUGUUCAGUAGUGAGAGAGUGGCUGAGAGACACCAGCUCUGACUGAAACAUUGACACCUGGUUGCAUGUGUGAAGUUUAGAAGAUGAGUGAGAACUACAACAUUCCUUUCUGGAUCUACCUGGCUGUAGUGUCUUUGUUUGUGGGUGGAGCCAUGAAGAAGAUCCUGGCACCCCACCUGAGCGUCGGCCCCACUCUGGUGGCCUGGCUGGGGGCCACGGUUCUGGUGGAGCGGCUAUGGGGGUUCUGCCUUCCAGCCAUCCCGCUACUGGUGCUGCUUGCUGCCAUGGGCUGCAUCUACUCACGGUCCAGGACCGCCCAGCUGCCCAACCUUCCUGCCCAGGGCAAAGCUGUCUUCAUUACAGGCUGUGACUCCGGCUUCGGGAAUGCGGCGGCAAAGCGUCUCGACUCCUUGGGCUUCGAAGUUUUCGCCACCGUUUUGAACCUGGAGGGAGACGGAGCCAGAGAGCUGCAGAGAAGCUGCUCCUCCCGCCUCACCCUCCUACAGGUGGACAUCACGCAGCCGCAGCAGGUGCAGCAGGCGCUGCUGGACACCAAGGCCAAGCUGGGCCUCCGAGGUCUGUGGGGUUUGGUCAACAACGCUGGAGUGUGUCUAAACUUAGGUGACGCCGAACUGACCCUGAUGUCCAACUUCCGAUGCUGCAUGGAGGUGAACUUCUUCGGGACGGUGAGCGUCACCAAGAGCUUCCUGCCGCUGGUGCGACAGGCCAAAGGACGCAUCGUCAACAUCUCCAGCCCAGCAGGUGAGCAACCAUUUCCAUGUCUGGCUGCAUACGGGUCGUCCAAAGCCGCGCUAAACCUCUUCACUGAAACCCUGAGGCAUGAGCUGAACCACUGGGGGGUCCGAGUGAUCACCAUCCUUCCAUCCUCGUACAGGACAGCCGCAUCCAGCAACCACGCCCACUGGGAUCAGCAGAACAAGGAGCUGCUGCAGGGUCUGUCCCCAGAGCUGCUCGAGGACUACGGUGAGGACUACGUGACCGAGACCAAGAACCUUUUCCAGAGCUUCUCUGAGAGGGCCAGUACAGAUUUCAGCCCCGUCAUCGACACCAUCGUCCAGGCACUAUCGUCGCCGCAGCCGCAGGCUCGCUACCAUGCUGGCCUCAGCCUGAUGUACUUCAUCCAUAGCUACCUCCCACUGAGUCUCAGAGACCGCCUUCAGAAGAAACGCUUCCUGAAGAAGACGGUGAUGCCACGUGCGCUGAGGAAGAAGUCCGGUUUGGAUGCUAAUGGCUGCCACAGCAACAUCAACACCUGCGAAGAGAAGCAGAACCUGCAGUAACACGGCUGGUUAAAGAAAAAAAAU
This is a messenger RNA of Cyprinodon variegatus (sheepshead minnow), 1339 nucleotides long. It is a transcript of the gene hsd11b2, whose product is annotated as corticosteroid 11-beta-dehydrogenase isozyme 2-like. The transcript has 5 exons. The record is from RefSeq and is a predicted model, not a curated record. The coding region runs from base 98 to 1315 and encodes 405 amino acids. Lineage: Eukaryota; Metazoa; Chordata; Actinopteri; Cyprinodontiformes; Cyprinodontidae. Gene Ontology annotation, molecular function: oxidoreductase activity.